CUCGAUCAGAAACGUACGGACUAUCGACAGCCUUUGGUUCCGCUGUAGAAAUGGCCUCGUCGGCUGACCGGCUAUAAAUGCCAAAUGAUCUGCAACCUUUUCGGAAUCGGCCGAGAGAACAUAUAACCCCUCCUGAGGCGGUACCCGGGACCACCAAGGAAUUAUUAGCGGUACUUUAAGGAGCGACGAGGUUGAAAAAUAAUGCCACAUUUCUUGUGGCCAGAGCCGCUGUCACCCGCACAACUCAAGCGGCUGGAGGAGCAUAAAUACAGCGCCUCCGGUCGCUCCCUGUUUGAACCGCCGUGUCAGAUCUACUGGAACUGGUUGGUGCAACAAAUACCGAUAUGGAUUGCACCAAACACACUAACUAUUGUUGGACUUUUGGUCAAUAUCUUGUCCACGGUGGUGCUCGUGUAUUACUGUCCAACGGCAACAGAAGAGGCUCCAUUGUGGGCCUUCAUCCUCUCUGCUCUGGGUCUCUUCAUCUACCAAUCCCUGGAUGCGAUUGAUGGGAAACAGGCCAGGAGGACAAACAGCAGCUCGGCACUCGGGGAGCUCUUUGACCACGGCUGCGAUGCCGUCUCCACAGUCUUUGUUGCUGUGGGAACAUGCAUUUCAUGUGGAAUAGGAGGAUACACAAACUGGAUGUUCUUCUGUGGCUUCAUUGGGAUGUUCAUGUUCUUCUGUGCCCACUGGCAGACUUACGUAUCCGGGACCCUUCGCUUUGGCUUGGUUGAUGUCACAGAGGUGCAGGUCGCCAUUAUAAUCAUGUACCUGAUGACAGCUUUUGGAGGCGUGAGCUUUUGGCAUAAUACGUUGCCAGUAAUCGGAGUAAAGCUGUAUGCCUUCCCCAUCAUGGGCAUCAUCGGGGGCGCCCUUUACUCCUGCUACAACUACUUCUACGUCAUUUUGAAUGGAGGUGUUGGCAAGAAUGGCUCUACUGUAGCUGACACCAGUGUUCUGAGUCCUGGUUUGCACAUCGGGCUCGUUCUCACGCUGGCCUUCAUCAUUUUCAAGAAGUCAUCCAGCCAUCUGUUUGAGCACCACCCCUGUCUGUACCUACUCACCUUUGGCAUGGUCAUCGCUAAGAUCUCCAACAAGCUGGUGAUGGCGCACAUGACCAGAAGUGAGCUACACCUUCCAGACACAGCCUUCAUCGGGCCCAGCCUCCUCUUCCUCAACCAGUACUUCAACAGCUUCAUUGAUGAAUACGUGGUCCUCUGGAUCGCCAUGGUCAUUUCUCUUCUGGAUCUGACACGCUACUGCACAGGCGUGUGCCUACAGAUCGCCUCCCACCUGCGCAUCCGAGUCUUCAGCAUCACCACGCCGAGCCACGCCCACCGCGACUGACGGCUUGCCCGGCGGGAGGAGGCGGGGGGAGAUGCAGAUCUCUCCCCGCUCCUGAAAGCAGAUGACGACCACCACCGCGAGGACAGACCCUCGACCCCGAGCCUCGACAACGUAACCACGUCUGAUUGAAAGCGCUUCACCCACUGGGUGGAACGACUAAAGCAGCCAAAAACAAAAAGAAAGUUUGUAAAGUUUUCUUUAAAUUUCUGGCCGUUGAAGCCAAUUGGAUUUUAAUUUAAACAUCACAUCCGCUUAUUCAUCCUGAAUACCAAAAGAUUUUCUUUAAGCAGGUUAAUUCAGAGUUUGGGCAAAUAUCAAAGCAUCUUUAUCCGCUUUAAAGUUUAAGGCUUUUUCAGGAUGGAUGUCCAUAUUUAUUUAAAACACGAGUAUAAAGCAAGAACCAAAAUACCUUUUGAUUUAUGCCCAAACUAAAUAAUUACCUAAUUAAAGUUUUUCUUAAUGGCUUGUAUUUUUAUUUAUUGAAUAACUAAAUCUUGCAUAAAUCAGGGCUUUAAAUUGAAAUUUAAAAUGACCUUUUAAAACCUCAAUUGAUUUCCAAUGACGUGUCCAGCGUGGACGGGCAGGUGGUCAACGAGCUCCAUGAACGGGGUAACUGGUGUUGAUGCUGAAAACAACGACAGGCUCUUUGUUUUUUUUAGGUUUUCCCAACAAACACCACUCUAGUUUCCAGAGUUUUUACUUCCAGUUUGUUUGUCUUAGUCCUGGAAAGCACGCCUAAACUGGCCUUCAGAGCGCCGUCGACUGAUGAAGCAUUAACACUCAACUUGUUCUGCUUUCUCUCUUCUUCUCCCUGAAGGGCUAAUAAUUAAAUGUGUGAUUGUACAGAAAUGAACUGAAGACGCCUUAAAUAUAUUUGUUGUAAUUACUGUUUAACCUGUGAAUAUUUAAAACAGCUUUUAAUGUGUUUUUUUUAUUUGUUUUUCAUACCAGAUACAGCAAUAGUUAAAAUACUACAGGAGUUUUUUUAUUUUUUUUCCUCUAGCUCUUCACUUGUGAAAUAUCCUCACUGAUACGAAUGUCUCGUGUGUAUGUGGGUACAUUUUUUUUAUUUACUUAAGAUUUUUUGGAUUAUUAGUAAUAGUAUGAUGGAACAUCAUUGAAAAGUUUUAAUCUGACACUUAAUUCAGGUUAAUUGGGAUCAAAAGGGAUUUUUCCACAGUUGGUAAACUAAGGAUUAAAAGAAGUUCUAGAUUUUAUUUUUAACCACAUCAGAUUGAGCCUCUGCAGCAUCCAUACAGAGCCACAUUAACGGAUCAUUUUAUGUAAUAACUGGAUGGAUAUUGGAACUAUGCAUUGUAAUGUACAACUCUGAUCUAAAAAACCUUGUUGUACAGUUCAGUAAAACAGUGAAACAUUUGUCUAGUAACAGAUGUGAGCAGAUAAGAUUGUAAUAAAGACUAUUUUUCA
Messenger RNA from Melanotaenia boesemani (Boeseman's rainbowfish), 2778 nucleotides. RefSeq names its product choline phosphotransferase 1 (gene chpt1). The record is from RefSeq and is a predicted model, not a curated record. Gene Ontology annotation, biological process: phospholipid biosynthetic process. The coding region runs from base 202 to 1350 and encodes 382 amino acids. NCBI's taxonomy places the organism in Eukaryota, Metazoa, Chordata, Actinopteri, Atheriniformes, Melanotaeniidae. The transcript is spliced from 8 exons. Gene Ontology annotation, cellular component: endoplasmic reticulum membrane; Golgi apparatus. Gene Ontology annotation, molecular function: diacylglycerol cholinephosphotransferase activity.